GGGUGUCAUGGGCGGCCGCAACAAGAAGCAGCGGGCGGGCAGCGCGGCCCACACCGCCUCCGCUGCCACCGCCGCCGCGCGGGCCCGGGCCGCUGCGGAGGCUGGAGCUGCUGCUGCCGCGGAGGCGGGCAGCCGAGCGGCGCCGCGGCCGCCGCCCGUCUCCAAGGAACCGCGUGUCAAGCAAGGUCCGAAAACUUACAGUUUUAGUUCAACAACAGAUUCCAGUGCUGCCGCAAAUCUAGAUAAAUCCGUUCUUAAGGUGAUGAUAAAUGGUAAAUUGGAGAAACGUAUUAUUGAUGUAAUCAAUGACCAUAAAAAACAAAACGAUGAUAAAGGAAUCAUUUCCAAAAGACUUACUGCGAAGAAACUACAGGAUGUAUACAUGGCUUUACAAAGAUUCUCUUUUAAGACUGAGCAUAUUGAAGAAGCAAUGAAAAACACACUUUUGUAUGGUGGUGAUCUUCACUCUGCACUUGAUUGGCUUUGUUUAAACCUUCCUGACGAUGUCUUGCCUGAAGGUUUUAGCCAGCAGUUUGAAGAGCAGCAACAGAAACCUAGAGCAAAAUUUUGUUCUCCUGUGUCACGUGAACCGCCACCUCGUGUAGUAGAUAGCAAAAAGAAGGAAAAAGUCCCUGAAACUAAGGAUACAAAAGCGGGGAAAGAGAAAGAAGUGAGUAUGAAGGAAUGGAUUUUGCGAUAUGCUGAGCAGCAGAGUGAUGAAGAGAAGAAUGAGUCUGUGAAAGAGGCAGAUGAAGAAAAGUUUGACCCAAAUGAGAGGUAUGUACAUCUGGCUGCCAAGCUUUCAGAAGCAAAAGAACAAGCAAGCACCUCCAAGCAAGACAAAGAUAAGCAAGGCCAGAAAGUAGCACAGGAGAAAAUAAGAAGAAUUCAGCAAGAAAUGGCAAUACUUGAAGAACAUCCAGUAUUUAAUCCAGCUAUAAAGAUUUCAAACCAACAGCAAAAUGAAAAGAAAAAAACUCCCUCACCUCAGCCUCAAGAAACCCCUUUGAAUUUGAGCUUGCUUGAAAAACCUGAUGGUGCUGCAAAGGAAGACAAAGUGAAAAAGAAAGAACCGCUAGAUGUAAGAAACUUUGAUUAUAGUGCUCGAAGCUGGACUGGUAAAUCUCCAAAACAAUUUUUGAUUGACUGGUGCAGGAAGAAUUUUCCCAAGAGCCCAAAUCCUGGUUUUGAAAAGGUUCCGGUUGGAAAAUAUUGGAAAUGUAGGGUCAGGAUUACAAAAUCGUCAGAUGAUGUAAUGACAAUGUGUCCUACAAUUGUAACAGAAGAUAGCAUGCAGGCACAGCAUCUUGCUGCUACUUUGGCACUCUAUCAUUUAACCAAAGGACAAUCAGUUCAUCAGUUACUGCCUCCUACCUACCGAGAUGUCUGGCUAGAAUGGAGGGAUAUUGAAAAGAAAAAGGAAGAAGAAAACAAGAUGGAAACCAACAAACCCCGUGAUAACUUUAUUGCUAGAUUAUUAAACAAACUCAAACAACAGCAACAGUUGCAGUCUGAAAACCAACCGAAAGUAUCUGAGGGUCCUGAAGAUUCCUGGGAAAACUUAGUUUCUGAUGAGGACUUUGGCAGUCUCUCCCUUGAGACCUCAGACGCAGAUAAUUUGGAACCUUCAAGGAUUUUGUUCAAAAAGUUGCAAAGUUCCUCCAGAUACCAGAGGCUUCUGAAGGAGAGACAGGAGUUACCUGUGUUUAAGCACAAAUACUCAAUUGUAGAAACUCUUAAAAAACAUCGAGUAGUUGUUGUGGCUGGUGAAACAGGCAGUGGGAAGAGCACCCAGGUGCCCCAUUUCUUGUUGGAAGACUUGUUGCUAGAUGAAGGGUCAACUAAAUGCAAUAUUGUUUGCACACAACCCCGAAGAAUCUCAGCAGUGAGUCUGGCAACCAGGGUUUGUGAAGAGCUAGGCUGCGAAUCAGGACCAGGAGGAAAAAAUUCCCUUUGUGGAUAUCAAAUUCGUAUGGAGUCAAGAACAGGAGAAGCCACAAGACUACUGUACUGUACAACAGGUGUCCUGCUUCGGAAACUUCAAGAAGAUGGUCUUCUUUCAAGUAUAUCUCAUGUCAUUGUAGAUGAGGUGCAUGAAAGAAGUGUCCAAUCUGAUUUCUUGCUAGUUAUUCUGAAGGAGAUCUUGCAUAAACGUUCAGACCUGCAUCUGAUUUUAAUGAGUGCUACUGUAGACAGUGAGAAGUUUUCCAGCUAUUUCUCACACUGUCCCAUUUUAAGAAUCUCUGGGAGGAGUUACCCUGUUGAGAUUUUCCAUGUUGAAGAUGUAAUUGAAGCAACUGGCUAUGUUCUGGAGAAAGACUCAGAAUAUUGUCAGAAGUUCUUGGAGGAGGAGGAGGAAGUAACAAUAAAUGUUACUAGCAAAGGAGGAGGCACUACAAAGUAUCAGGAGUAUGUCCCAAUCCAGUCUGGAUCUGGUAUCGAUUUGGCUCCUUACUAUGCCAAGUAUAGCAGUCGUACACAGCAGGCUAUCUUCUAUAUGAACCCUUACAAGAUCAACCUUGAACUUAUUUUGGAGUUGCUUGCAUAUUUAGAUAGAAGUCCCCAGUUCAAGAACAUUGAGGGUGCUGUGCUGAUCUUUUUACCAGGCCUUGCCCAUAUCCAACAGCUGUAUGAUCUCAUCUCAACUGACAGAAGAUUUAACUUGCGUGACAGGCACAGGCUGAUAGCUUUGCAUUCUGUUCUUUCAACUCAAGAUCAAGCAGCUGCAUUUACAAUACCUCCUCUUGGUAUUAGAAAGAUUGUUUUGGCAACCAAUAUAGCAGAGACAGGUAUUACGAUACCAGAUGUUGUCUUUGUAAUUGAUACUGGCAGAACAAAAGAAAAUCGGUAUCACGAAAGUAGUCAGAUGAGUUCCCUGGAGGAGACCUUUGUUAGCAAGGCUAGUGCUCUGCAGAGGCAAGGAAGAGCUGGGCGUGUCAGGGACGGAUUCUGCUUUCGAAUGUACACAAGAGACAGGUUUGAAAGUUUCAUGGAAUAUUCUGUUCCAGAAAUACUGCGUGUGCCUUUGGAGGAAUUAUGCCUUCAUAUUAUGAAAUGCAAUCUCGGCUCUCCUGAAGAUUUCCUUUCCAGAGCAUUAGACCCACCACAGCAGCAAGUAAUUGGUAAUGCAAUGAACCUGUUGAGGAAGAUUGGGGCUUGUCUGUUCAGCGAGCCCAAACUGACUCCAUUAGGCCAGCACCUCGCCGCCCUUCCUGUCAAUGUAAAGAUUGGCAAAAUGCUUAUAUUCGGUGCUAUAUUUGGCUGCUUGGAUCCUGUGGCAACUCUGGCUGCUGUUAUGACAGAAAAAUCCCCAUUUACUACACCAAUUGGUCGAAAAGAUGAAGCAGAUCUUGCAAAAUCAUCUCUAGCAGUGGCAGUUUCAGACCAUAUAACAAUCUACAAUGCUUAUCUGGGGUGGAAAAGGGCUCGACAGGAAGGGGGGUAUCGUGCUGAAAUGACUUACUGCAGAAGGAAUUUCCUUAAUAGGACUUCACUCUUAACUCUGGAGGAUGUGAAGCAAGAGCUCAUAAGGGUGGUCAGAGCAGCAGGGUUCACAGCACCUACAACGCAAUGUGGAUGGGAUGGAAAUGGAGCCACACAAUCCCUUUCUCUCCAUGAAAUAGCUCUUCUUAAAGCUGUGUUGACUGCAGGGCUGUAUGACAAUGUAGGAAAAAUACUGUAUACAAAGUCUGUGGAUAUUACAGAGAAGCUGGCUUGCAUGGUAGAAACUGCUCAGGGUAAAGCACAAGUGCAUCCCUCCUCUGUAAAUCGAGACUUACAGACAUACGGAUGGCUCCUUUACCAGGAAAAGGUGAGGUACAGUAAGGUGUAUUUGAGAGAGACUACUUUGAUAUCCCCCUUCCCUAUUUUGCUUUUUGGUGGGGAUAUAGAAGUCCAGCAUCGGGAGCGCCUCCUAACAGUUGAUGGCUGGAUCCAUUUUCAGGCUCCUGUAAAGAUAGCGGUUAUUUUCAAGCAGCUGAGAGUUCUCAUUGAGUCUGUUUUAAAGAAGAAGCUUGAAAAUCCUAAAAUGUCACUUGAAGAUGACAAGGUCUUGCAUAUCAUCAAAGAACUGAUAAAAACAGAGAAUGGUAACUGAGAAACCAGCGCUUCAGAAAUGACAGAGGAAAUAUGCACUCCAAUGUUAAUUGAAAGUAUUUAAAUGCUUAGUGUGGUUGAUACGAGCCAUGAUGUGGAAAGAUUGCAUGAUUUUGCAUAGGAUUUACCUUUCUCUCUAUAAUUUUUAAAGGUGAACACUGAAUAUGUUUUUAGCCUUUACAAUACAUUUGGUGCCAUUUGUCUGACUACAAAUGAUGGAUGGAAACAGUUUCCUUUCAUAUAAAAAUGGCUGUGGCCAAUUUUUUUUUUUUUUUAAAUGUACUAAUCAUACCAUCACUGGUGGUGCAGACUGUAGUAAUUAUUAGAGAUUAGGUCCUGAAUCUCAGCUGAGUAGAAUUCAAUUAGAUGUGUGCAAAUGGAACAAAAAUGUUCUUAUGGGGAUAUCUAAAGUGGUAAUUUUUUUGAUCUAUGAAUUUACAGUAUUAAAGCAAUACAUCUUAUAGAUGUCUUCAUUUUUUCUGUAUGGUUUACAUUAAGAAGAUGCUUUAUAAGGAAAUAGAUGGACUGCUGUGAACAGGUGCUCAGCUCUACAGGUGCACUGGACCAGCAGCCCCUCCCCAUCCUCUGCCUGUUCCCACACUUGUUCCUCUCUAUUCACCCUGAUUAUUGUCUCUUCUGGCUGCUGUAAUAAGUGUUGCUGUCCCUUUCCUUUAAGCCCCUUCAGAUAAUGAUUGUGUUUUUUCCCUGUUCAUUGAUCAGAGUUCAGGUUGACCCUCUUUAUGGCUAUACCAGAGCAGUUCCUUUAAUGGCUGAUCAAUCAUUGGCUGAACCCUUCUGGUCUUCAUUAUUCUCCUUUAUCAUUGUUCAUAAUGUUACUUAUUUCUUUUACACUGAAUAUUCCUUAACUAGAUAACUUAACGAACCAAAUGCUUUUACAUUCCACCUAUCCACACCAUUUAUAAUUGUGAAAUGAAGUUUUUAGAUCACCAACUCUGCUUUCAAGAAUGAGGAAUAUUUGGGGGGAAGCAUUAGACAAUUGCAGUCAGGUAGGAACUCUGUGUGCACAGGCAGAGGAUAGUGUGGAAGAUAAUAUUUUUUUUUUUAAACUGUGCAGCAAAGGUUAAUAGUGUACAAAAAGGGAACUGAGGAAAAUGCAUGAAAAUACAAAUACGUGGAGUUGUCCAGUUAGACUAUCAUAGCAGAACUGGUGCUGCUGCACUAGAGAGAGAAACAUAAAGUAAAACAGCUUGUGCACAUUACCCUACACGCAGUUCUGGGAGAGGCAGGUUCUCCUAAUAGUUUGCUAAGAACUCUGAGGGAAACGUGGUGAUGUCUGUUAUCCGUUUAUGAAUUGUGAUAAACUAGUGGUAGUUCUGGUUUCCUAGAAGAACCAGGAAGUGGGGAUUUUUUAAUUCAAAAGUAGACAAUGUUUAUGCAAGGAAGCAUUUAAGCUGUUAAAUUUUGAUCUUAAGAUCUCGGUUUUGCACUCUGUGUUCCCAGACACUUCUUCCAUGUCAGAGGCACAGAAGUAGAAACCUGCAAACUAUGUUCCUUGAAGAUAAAAAUUAAAUCUGCACCCUAAACAAUUUUCUAGAUUUUGUUCUAGUUGAGGUCUUAAACUUAAAUCUUUUGGAAUUAAUUAGAAGUACAAUUCAGUAAUCCAACAACUAACAAGCUCCUGUUUCUUUUGGAUUUGAAUUUUGCAUAUCAGUUAUUGGGUUUAAAUGGCUAAAUGCUAGUGAAAGUGUGCAUUGUCCCCCCCAGUUCUUCUCAGUUAUUUAACUGUGCUGAUUAGAGAGGUUUUGUUCCAUUUAUGUAUGGUAAUGUUGAAAUUCAGAGGCAUUCUUUGUGUUACUCCAGCAUGCCCUGCUCUGUAAUCUUUUAAAGUAAUAGCUUCUUUCAAUUGUUAUUAAGGGGAUAUAUUGAAAAUUGCACAUUCUCCUGAGUGAUGAAUUUUUCUGCGAAACAGGUCACACUGUGGUAUACAGAUAAGCACAGUUACCUUAAAAUCGUAAACGAAGACUACAGUGGCUUUCUGCUUCUGCAGUGUACUUGAGCAGCUCUUGUGCCUGUGCUCUUCUGGGUGGGUGAACUUUCUCUUUGGUUUCAUUUAUUUAAUAAAUAACCUCUGUUAA
Calidris pugnax (ruff) is the source of this 6191-nucleotide messenger RNA. RefSeq names its product DEAH (Asp-Glu-Ala-His) box polypeptide 29 (gene DHX29). Gene Ontology annotation, cellular component: intracellular anatomical structure. The transcript is spliced from 27 exons. The record is from RefSeq and is a predicted model, not a curated record. Gene Ontology annotation, molecular function: ATP binding; RNA helicase activity; RNA binding. Gene Ontology annotation, biological process: translational initiation. The coding region runs from base 8 to 4096 and encodes 1362 amino acids. Lineage: Eukaryota; Metazoa; Chordata; Aves; Charadriiformes; Scolopacidae.